GAAGCUCAGCGAGAACAGCAAUGGAGGAAUCUCUGCAAAUUCAGAGGUUGGAGGAAGCUCCUUCGGCCAGAAACUUCGAGUCUCGGAUCGAAUCCACGAACUUUCCCGCUGUUUUCAAUGGCUGUGUUAAGAAUUGGAAAGCUUUCUCCAAAUGGAAUCCAUCGAAUGGCGGCCUCGACUAUCUGCAGGAACGAGUCGGAUUGUGUGUUGUGGAGGCUAUGCUAUCUAGUUCUGCACCUGUCUUCUACGGUGAUCUUAGAAGCCAUGAGAGGGUACCGCUGCCAUUUUCUGCCUUCAUUGGUCUAUGUAAGCAACGCAUGCGUCAUUCAGAGGAUGGUUCUGGCGUUUGUUUUGAAUCAGAACAGCGUGGACUAUUGGAGCCUGUAUCUGAGUAUGACCGUAAGCCCUAUGAGGAUGCUCCUCAACAAAUAUAUUUAGCACAGGUACCAAUAAUCAAUACUGAAAAUGAAGAGAGGGUUCAGUUAGAAUCUUUGCGGGAGGAUAUCCAAACGCCUGUAUUUUUGGAGGAUAAAGUACUAGCUUCUACAAACCUGUGGAUGAACAAUGCUCAAGCUAGAUCAAGCACUCACUAUGAUCCACACCAUAACCUUCUCUGCAUAGUUUCUGGCUGCAAACAAGUGGUUUUAUGGCCUCCUUCAGCAAGUGCUAUGUUAUACCCUAUGCCAAUAUAUGGGGAGGCAUCAAAUCAUAGUUCCGUUCCUUUAGAGAACCCAGACUUUUCAAAUUAUCCAAGAGCACAAUGUUUAAUGGAGUACUCGCAGAAGGUUAUUCUUCACGCAGGUGACGCGCUUUUCAUUCCUGAAGGCUGGUUCCACCAGGUAGACAGUGAUGAUCUGACCAUUGCUGUCAACUUUUGGUGGCAGUCCAACAUAGUGUCAAACAUGUCAGAACACAUGGAUGCAUAUUAUCUGCGCAUAAUAUUAAGAAGAUUGACAGAUAAAGAAAGUGUACAUACCUCUCUCUCUCUCUCUCUCUCUCUCUCACACACACACACACACACACUCACACUCAAACACACAGAGCUAGAUAUAUAUUUGUCUGUUUAUUUAAUAUGGUGGUCAUAUUUUCUGUAUUUUCUUCUCCCCCACCUCCCUUUUAAAUCUUUGAAUCAGAAGUUUAUAAUUGAGCACUAUAAGUAUAUUUAAUUUUUAGGACAGAACCGAGUGCUGCCUAAAUCUUCUUUAGCUGAAAUGGAGAACAAGAAAAAGCAUACAUGUGUGGUGCUUAAUAAUGGAGGAGUAGAUCAGAAUGACAAUGAUUUGGAUCAGGCAUGUGAGAGAAAGGAUCUUAAAGGGAAGGAACUAGAGCAAAGAACCAUGUCUCAUGAACUGGAACCCCUCGCUAUCCAUGCUCUUCAUGAACUUGUUUCUUUAGUUCACCAUCGUGUUAAUGCUGCUGAGCUAAGACGACCAGUGCGAUCCACUUCAACAACUGAUUCUGCAGAUAGUGUGAAAGAUGAAUUCACCAAAGUUGUGAGAGCAAAUUCAUUUAGUUUGGAAGAUGACCCAGUUGCUAAAAUUAUUUGGGCUCUUCAACCGUGCACUUUUAGAAAUGUAUUUCUGGCCAUGGUGAAAAAUUUCCCAAGAACUCUGGAGGCUUUAAUACUGCACUUGCUUUCACCAGUGGGAGCAGAAGUGCUUACAUGUAAAUUUGAAGAAAUGGAUCAACAGAUCACUGAGGAAGAUCGGAACAGAUUCUACCAAGUUUUCUAUGGGGCAUUUGACGACCAAUUCGCUGCGAUGGAUGCAAUUCUAAACGGGAAAGAAUUAUUUGCACUCCAGGCAUACAAGAAUGUGUUAGAUAAGUAUUUGGGAGUGGAUUGGGGUGGGCCAAAACCCGGGGUCUGACGAAACUUCUUAAAGAAAUUGGUCCCGUAGUAUCUUGACGGAGCAAAUCGAUGCAUAUUCAUUACAGAAACUUUUUCCCCCCCUUGAAUUCUCAAGAGUACUUUACAAGUGUUCAUCCACAGGCUCCUAGAAUUCAAGUCAUCACUAGCUUUAAGCAUAUUGUUUUAUCAUUGGUUGUACAUUCUAUGUGAUUGCAUAUGCUCUGCAACUUUUAGGUUCCUGAUGCGCUAUGUGGAUUAUAGUUUUUGAGUUA
This is a messenger RNA of Prunus mume (Japanese apricot), 2121 nucleotides long. NCBI's taxonomy places the organism in Eukaryota, Viridiplantae, Streptophyta, Magnoliopsida, Rosales, Rosaceae. The record is from RefSeq and is a predicted model, not a curated record.